Zygosaccharomyces rouxii is the source of this 1671-nucleotide messenger RNA. It is a transcript of the gene ICL1, whose product is annotated as isocitrate lyase 1. Bases 1 to 1671 code for a protein of 556 amino acids. Gene Ontology annotation, biological process: carboxylic acid metabolic process. Gene Ontology annotation, molecular function: isocitrate lyase activity. NCBI's taxonomy places the organism in Eukaryota, Fungi, Ascomycota, Saccharomycetes, Saccharomycetales, Saccharomycetaceae. The record is from RefSeq and is a predicted model, not a curated record. The transcript has a single exon.
AUGUCAACUAUCGAUACUUCCAAGUUUUCCAACUUUAACCUUCUACAAAAGGAGAUUGAUACUCAAACUGCUGAAAUUGAAAAAUGGUGGUCACAUCCCAGAUGGUCUCAAACAAAACGUCUUUACAAUGCAAGAGAUAUUGCCGCCAAGAGCGGUACUUUCCCCAAAAAUGAUUAUCCAUCUUCCAUCCAAGCCAAAAAGUUGUACAAUGUUUUAGAAAAGCAUAAUGAGCAAGGUACCACCGCGCGUACCUUUGGUGCUCUAGAUCCUGUUCACGUUACGCAGAUGGCAAAAUAUCUCGACACUAUCUACGUUUCCGGCUGGCAAUGUUCUUCAACGUCCUCCACUUCAAAUGAACCAGGCCCCGACUUGGCCGACUAUCCUAUGGAUACCGUUCCUAACAAAGUGGAACAUUUGUUUAAGGCUCAGCAAUUCCAUGAUAGAAAGCAGUUGGAGGCACGCUCCCAUGCAACUUCUCAAAGCGAAUUGGAUGCAAUGGGACCUGCAACCGAUUAUCUAACACCUAUCGUCGCUGAUGCCGAUGCUGGCCAUGGUGGGUUAACCGCUGUUUUCAAACUGACCAAAAUGUUCAUCGAAAGAGGCGCCGCCGGUAUUCACAUGGAAGAUCAAACUUCUACCAAUAAAAAAUGUGGACAUAUGGCAGGGAGAUGCGUCGUGCCGGUACAAGAGCACGUUAAUCGUUUGAAUACAAUUAGAAUGUGUGCCGAUAUUAUGAGAUCCGAUUUGGUCAUUGUUGCACGUUCCGAUUCGGAGGCGGCUAAUUUGUUGUCAUCCUCGAUCGACCCCAAGGAUCAUUAUUACAUCGUCGGAGCUACUAAUCCUGAAGUUGACGAUGAGCCGUUUGCCGAAGUAAUGGAUCGUGCCAUCUUAGAAGGUAAAUCAGGGGAUGAAUUGCAACAAAUUGAACAGCAAUGGAUAGCUAAAGCGGGUCUUAAAUUGUUCCAUGAAGCCUUCAGAGAUGAAGUGGAAAAGUCGGAUAUACCUAACAAAGGAGAAGUUCUAGACAAAUUUAACUCUCGCGUGGGGCCAUAUUCAGGCGUUUCCAUCCGUGAACAGCGCAAGUUGGCUUUGGAACUAAUUGGUCGCCCCAUCUAUUUCGAUUGGGAUGUCCCUCGGGUCCGCGAUGGUCUCUACCGUUACCAAGGUGGCACCAAGUGUGCCAUUAUGAGAGCCCGCGCAUUUGCUCCUCAUGCAGAUUUGGUCUGGAUGGAAUCUAACUAUCCCGAUUACGAGCAAGCAAGAGAGUUUGCCGAAGGCGUUCGUGAAGUCUUCCCCAAUAAGAUGUUAGCCUACAAUUUGUCUCCAUCUUUCAACUGGACGACUGCAAUGUCUGUUGCCGAACAAAAAACCUUUGUGGAAAGAUUGGGCCGUCUGGGCUAUUGUUGGCAAUUUAUUACAUUAGCUGGCAUUCACACAACUGCAUUGGCAGUGCAUAACUUCGCCCGCGACUACGCGCAAAGGGGUAUGGAAGCCUAUGCGCAAGAUGUUCAGAAGGUAGAAAUGAAUAACGGCGUCGAUCUCUUAAAACAUCAACAGUGGUCGGGCGCAAGUUAUGUCGAUUCACUCUUAAAACUCGCACAGGGAGGUGUUUCCGCAACUGCUGCCAUGGGCAAGGGUGUGACAGAAGACCAAUUCAAGGCAAAUUCGUAA